UUUUUUUUUUGAGUAUUUGUUGAGCGCCAUCGUUCUAUUUGCUUUUACUCUUUCUCUUUCGUCUAUACUUUGAUCUCUAAAAUGGCCCCUACUGUCAAGUCUAAGAAGAACGCCGAAUCCAUCAACUCUCGUCUCCAACUUGUUACCAAGUCUGGUAAGUACACUCUCGGCUACAAGACUACUUUGAAGACCAUUCGUCAAGGAAAGGCCAAGUUGGUCAUCAUUGCUGGUAACUGCCCUCCUCUCCGCAAGUCCGAGAUUGAAUACUACGCCAUGUUGUCCAAGACUGGUGUUCACCACUACAACGGUAACAACAUCGACCUUGGUACCGCUUGUGGUAAGCUCUUCCGUACCAGUGUCCUCUCCAUCACUGAUGCUGGUGACUCUGAUAUCUUGACUGCCCAAUAAGUCUAAUUUUUUUAACAAUGUAUCUCUUUCUUUUUUAAAUAAUAAAGAAGACUAGAUUUACUUGAUCACAUACAAA
Gilbertella persicaria is the source of this 484-nucleotide messenger RNA. RefSeq names its product 60S ribosomal protein. The coding region runs from base 82 to 408 and encodes 108 amino acids. The transcript is spliced from 3 exons. The record is from RefSeq and is a predicted model, not a curated record. Gene Ontology annotation, molecular function: structural constituent of ribosome; RNA binding. Lineage: Eukaryota; Fungi; Mucoromycota; Mucoromycetes; Mucorales; Choanephoraceae. Gene Ontology annotation, cellular component: cytosolic large ribosomal subunit.